Acanthisitta chloris (rifleman) is the source of this 2192-nucleotide messenger RNA. RefSeq names its product fer (fps/fes related) tyrosine kinase (gene FER). Gene Ontology annotation, biological process: Fc-epsilon receptor signaling pathway; regulation of mast cell degranulation; chemotaxis. The record is from RefSeq and is a predicted model, not a curated record. The transcript is spliced from 16 exons. Lineage: Eukaryota; Metazoa; Chordata; Aves; Passeriformes; Acanthisittidae. Gene Ontology annotation, molecular function: ATP binding; non-membrane spanning protein tyrosine kinase activity. The annotation marks the transcript as partial.
AAAGGUUAUUUCAGAAAGUGAAAAUCAGAAGAAGUAGCUGCUGACAUAAGAAAAGUGGACUAAGGAAGAUUUCUGGAGGAAAAUUUUUAAGAUGUGGUGAAGAGCCUGUAUUUUCCCCCUGUGUGGUAUAUAGUGCCUUAAAAAAUGGGGUUUGGAGGUGACCUGAAGUAUUCUCAUGAUGCUUUAUUAAAACUGCAAGACUGGGAACUACGAUUGCUGGAAACAGUGAAGAAAUUUAUGGUAAUGCGAGUAAAAAGUGAUAAGGAGUAUGCCUCCACUUUACAGAAUCUUUGUAACCAAGUAGAUAAAGAGAGCACUUGUCAAUUGGAUUAUAUCAGCAAUGUGUCCAAGUCUUGGUUGCUCGUGGUACAGCAAACGGAACAGCUGAGCAAAAUAAUGAAGACACAUGCAGAAGAUCUUAAUUCUGGGCCUUUGCAUAGGCUUACAAUGAUGAUUAAGGAUAAGCAGCAAGUUAAGAAGAGUUUUGUAGGCGUUCAUCAACAAAUUGAAGCAGAGAUGUACAAGGUUACAAAGACAGAACUAGAGAAACUAAAAUCUAGCUAUAGACAACUAAUAAAAGAAGUAAAUUCUGCCAAAGAAAAGUAUAAAGAAGCUGUGGCUAAAGGAAAAGAGACUGAGAAAGCCAAAGAUCGGUGUGAAAAGGCCACUAUGAAACUUCAUAUGUUGCAUAAUCAGUAUGUGUUGGCACUGAAAGGAGCACAAUUACAUCAGCACCAGUAUUAUGAUUCUACACUUCCUCUGUUACUUGAUUCACUACAGAAGAUGCAAGAAGAAAUGAUUAAAGCCCUAAAAGGGAUCUUGGAUGAGUAUAGCGAGAUCACCAGUCUCGUAACAGAAGAGAUUGUGAAUGUCCAUAAAGAGAUCCAGACCUCGGUUGAACAGAUAGACCCUAACUCUGAGUAUAAUGACUUCAUAGAUACUCACAGGUCAUCCGAAGUUGUUGAACAAGAAAUAGAGUUUGAUACAUCUUUACUAGAAGAGAAUGAAAAUCUUCAAGCUAAUGAGAUCAUGUGGAAUAACUUAACAGCAGAAAGUUUACAAGUCAUGUUAAAAACAGUUAUAGAAGAACUGAUGCAGACACAGCAAACCCUUUUGAGCAAAGAGGAACUUGUGUUGGAACUGGAGAAAAAAAUAGAAGAGUCCUCUAAGACUUGUGAAAAGAAGUCUGAUAUUGUACUCUUGCUGAGCCAAAAGCAAGCACUUGAAGAACUUAAGCAAACAGUUCAGCAACUGAGAUGCUCUGAGGCAAAAUUUGCAGCCCAGAAAGAAUUACUGGAACAAAAGGUUCAAGAGAAUGAUGGGAAAGAGCCACCACCUGUAGUGAAUUAUGAAGAAGAUGCCAGAUCAGUGACUUCCAUGGACAAGAAGGACAAAGUCUCAAGAUUUGACACUAUACGUCAUUCCAUAGCUGGAAUUAUAAGGUCUCCAAAAUCCAUGUUGGGCUCCUCAUCAUUCUUUGAUGUAAUCUCAACCACUGAGAAACCAUUGGCUGAGCAAGAGUGGUAUCAUGGUGCAAUUCCAAGAAUAGAAGCCCAGGAGCUGUUAAAACAGCAAGGAGACUUCUUGGUGCGAGAGAGCCACGGGAAACCUGGUGAAUAUGUCCUUUCUGUGUUUUCAGAUGGACAACGGAGACACUUUAUCAUACAAUAUGCUGAUAAUCAAUAUCGUUUUGAAGGAACUGGGUUUCCAACUAUUCCUCAGCUCAUAGAGCAUCAUUACACAACAAAGCAGGUUAUUACAAAGAAAUCAGGUGUCGUUCUGCUGAAUCCUGUUGUUAAGGAUAAGAAAUGGGUUCUCAAUCAUGAAGAUGUCACACUGGGGGAAUUACUGGGCAAAGGCAAUUUUGGUGAGGUAUAUAAAGGAACAUUAAAGGAUAAAACGCCUGUUGCUGUAAAAACUUGCAAAGAAGAUCUUCCUCAGGAACUGAAAAUAAAAUUUCUGUCAGAAGCCAGAAUACUCAAACAAUAUGAUCAUCCUAAUAUUGUAAAACUUAUAGGAGUUUGCACACAACGACAGCCUAUUUAUAUCGUUAUGGAGCUUGUUCCAGGAGGUGAUUUCCUGUCAUUUUUAAGAAAAAAGAAGGAUGAGCUAAAAACCAAGCAGUUGGUGAAAUUUUCAUUAGAUGCUGCCUCUGGUAUGGCAUAUCUUGAAUCUAAAAAUUGUAUACAUAG